UGUAGAAAGUUCUGGACCUCGGGAGCUGUGGCCACUUUGCCGUGCGAGAGGGGGUUUGUUGCAGUUCUGUUUUUGCUUAAUAAGGGUUUCGUUUCGAUUGUAAUUGUGGUGCGUUCUAGUUGCGGAUUCUGGUCUCGGGCACUUGCAUAACACCUGUUUCAGGUUAGUGAGAGCAAGCGGCAGGAACGAUGAUUGAGGUGGUGCUUAACGAUAGGUUGGGGAAGAAGGUACGUGUGAAGUGCAACGAAGAUGAUACAAUUGGGGAUCUCAAGAAGCUGGUAGCUGCUCAAACAGGAACGCGACCUGAGAAGAUUCGCAUCCAGAAGUGGUAUACCAUAUAUAAGGAUCACAUCACUUUGAGUGAUUACGAAAUUCAUGAUGGCAUGGGACUGGAGCUCUACUACAAUUAAGGAGCAGUAUAUGAUAUAGCGUUUCGGCUGAGAUGGGUUGAAAAUGUUAACCUUAUAACUGUUUAAAGUCUAGACGGAGGAAAGACCAGGGGGUUAGGGUUCGAGAUUACUUAUCGUAUUUGUGUGUUCUGCGUAGACCGAUGUGCACGUAAAGCUUUAAAUCCGGAGGGGUUUUUGUCUGGCACGUUGUUGUUUGUGGAUCUUAACCCGCUGAACUUCUCCUUGUACAACAUCGAUAUAUGUGAAAGUUAAUCCUUCCACGUGCAUUGUUAACUUUAUGCGUAUAUAUCACUAUACGUCGAAGGUGUGCUGGCAGGUAUAUGCUCUGCAGCACGCUGGACUAGGUGACAGUCUUUGUGAACUUUGUGUCCAGGGCAGAUAUUUCAAACGUGUCAUUCACGUUCACAACUCAGUUAACCAUUUCCUUGGAUCUAUUUUUUAA
This is a messenger RNA of Physcomitrium patens, 852 nucleotides long. RefSeq names its product ubiquitin-like protein 5. NCBI's taxonomy places the organism in Eukaryota, Viridiplantae, Streptophyta, Bryopsida, Funariales, Funariaceae. The record is from RefSeq and is a predicted model, not a curated record. Gene Ontology annotation, biological process: protein modification process. Gene Ontology annotation, molecular function: protein binding.